GACAAUCUCGGAGAAUUUUAACUUGAAAAACGAACGCCGAAAUUACUUGGGUUAUUACCAGUUGAAGCAUCGAGGGUUGUGAUAAGAGUCGCUUGUGUUUUCUUUUUUCUUAUUUGACGUCUUUGAAUAAUCUUCGAGGGGUAAAAAAGGCGAAUAUCUAGUUGUGAGCAUGGAUUUGCUCGCGUACGUCGUCCGUCUAAAGUGGAGAGGGUCUCCUUCGCUUGAGUUACCGUUACUGAAGUUCCGUGGAUAUGUUUUUGAUAGCGAGGGCCGUGUACGAUGUCAGAAAUGUGUUCAACGGUACUUUAGCUUAACGCCCACGCUAAGUGAGGAUGAAGACGAUGAGUAUGAGGAUAAUCUGGCAUGGGACGACUCUGCUAUCCCUGUAGCCGGUGGCAGCACCCCAGUCAAUGGCUCCUUCUACCCCGCCAUUGGAGGCCCUUUUUCAGCAUUGACUCCGAGCAUGUGGCCCCAGGAUAUCCUUUCCAGAAUACAACAGACUGAGGACUCUGGUCACCGGCCCGAGGGGCAGUACGACGAGUUUGGCUUUAUUAUGGAUGGAGAAGACUUGGAGCAUGAAUACAAAGACCCAGACCCAGGAAACUUUGUCACGAACGAAGAUGACAGCUUACGACUGAAGUGGACGGCUUAUCUUGAGUUCACACAAAACCAGGAUGUGGGCGACAUGACCUGGGACAAGGUUUCUCCCAGUUUCCCGCACUCAGACAAGCUGAGAGAGCUCGUCUGUUCGGGAAUUCCACACAGUAUGCGUGCCCCGAUAUGGAUGCGGAUAUCUGGCGCCCUGCAAAAGAAGAUCAACGCUGAGUUCACCUACAAGCAAGUGGUCCGUGCCAGCUCAGACGAGAACUCACCCGCUUCCAAACAGAUCGAAAAGGACCUGCUUCGUACGAUGCCCAACAAUGCAUGCUUCUCCACCCCCACAAGCACGGGCCUGCUAAGGAUGAGACGCAUCCUAAGAUCACUCGCCUGGCUUUACCCUGACAUUGGUUACUGUCAGGGCAUGGGCAUGAUCGUUGCGUCGCUAUUGUUGUUUGUGGAGGAGGAGGAUGCCUUCUGGCUGACGAGUACUAUAAUCGAGGACCUCAACCCGCCUUCCUACUACUCCAGCACACUUAUUGGCGUACAGGCGGACCAGCGCGUGCUUCGUCAGCUGAUCGUUAGUUACCUGCCGCACACAGACCAGCAGCUGAAGGAACAUGACAUCGAGUUGUCGCUGAUCACUCUUCACUGGUUUCUCACAGCAUUUGCAAGUGUUGUACACACCAAGAUCUUGUUACGUAUCUGGGAUAUUUAUUUCUACGAGGGGUCCGUUACUCUGUUUAGGGCCACCCUUGGUAUGCUCAAGCUGAAGGAGGAGUAUAUUCUGACUUUGGAUAAUUCAGCUCAGAUCUUUAAUGUAUUAUCGGAUAUUCCCGGGGACAUCACGGAUGCAGACGUGCUGAUACAGGCUGCACAGAAGGCAUCCGCGUCUCUGACAGAAGUCAUUCUUGACGCGCACCGGAAGAAGCACAUGGCGUUUCUGAUGGCGGACCUGGGAGUCGUGGUGGACAAGGAGACAGGCAAACACAUUACUAAGCAUCAAGUACAGCGGAGACAGCUUGGAUCCAACAGAUCGUUCUUCAACCUGAUCUUCGGUAAAAGUAAUUUUAGUUUGGAAAAAGCAAAGAACAUCAAGCAGACAGAAUUUGUGGCGGAUCUACGAGAGGCCAUCAUGCAUAUUGCUAGACAUUUCGACGCCAUUGACCCCAAGAAGGGACUGGAAGUGGAUUACUCACUAGAAGGGCACACGCGCGACCACGAGCGCUUCAUUAACGUGGCAAGGAAUCGUCGGCGGCGAGCAAAGGCUCUUCUCGACUUCGAGCGACAUGACGAUGAUGAACUUGGCUUCCGUAAAAACGAUAUCAUAACAAUCAUCUCACAGAAGGACGAGCACUGUUGGGUGGGCGAGCUCAACGGAUUACGAGGGUGGUUCCCGGCUAAGUUUGUACAGAUCUUAGAUGAGCGCAGUAAAGAGUACUCCACGGCCGGCGAUGACUCGGUGUCGGAGACGGUGACAGACCUUGUGCGAGGAGGCUUGUGUCCUGCACUCAAGAAUAUCUUCGAGCACGGCAUGCGAAGGCCAUCAAUACUAGGGGGGCCCUGUCAUCCCUGGCUCUUUAUUGAAGAGGCAAGUCAGCGUGAGGUCGAGCGAGAUUUCCAGUCCGUCUACUCCAGGCUUGUGUUGUGCAAGACGUUUAGACUUGACGAGGACGGCAAGGUCCUUUCUCCUGAGGAAAUUCUCUACAGGGCUGUGCAGUCUAUCAACAUGAGCCAUGAUGCGGCCAGUGCACAAAUGGACGUCAAGUUCCGGUCGCUGGUUUGCUACGGCUUAAACGAACAAUGUCUUCACCUCUGGCUGGAGUCGCUUUGCGCAUGUGAGGACACAGUCGCAAAAUGGUACCACCCCUGGUCGUUUCUUCGAAGUCCUGGAUGGAUACAGAUCAAGUGUGAACUCAGAGUUCUGGCGACAUUUGCUUUUAACUUGAAUGUUGAAUGGGAGCUUGUUCACACAUCCAAGGUCGUGGAAGCUCUGAAAGAAGACAAGUCCUUGCAGGUGUCUACGAAGGAGGUAACACAGCCGAUGAAAGAUGGCGUGCGCGAUAUGUUGGUCAAGCAUCACCUCUUCAGUUGGGAUCUCUAGCGGACCUGAAGCAAUAAUAACUAUUUAUAAUUAAUAAUUGAAUAAUCGAAAGAUUACUAAAUAAUAUGAAGGACUUCAGAUAAGCGAUAAGACAUGGAAAAUUAUGAUCAAAUCAUAUGCUUCUACCCUACUUGGGCAGAGCAAACAUAUGUAUAUCCUAACUGCACUAGAUUGUUCCCACAUUAUUUUUUUGUGCCAACGUAAACAAAUUGCUUUAAGGACUUUUUUUUCCAUGUGUUUCUGCUUUUCUAGUCCUCACGAAAGAAGGGUGUAAAAUGCCCAUACGUUGUAAUUAUGACUAUGUCAUUCGGCUGUGAAUAGCCGUAUCUCCUUUCAAGUAAUGAAUGUAGGGUCUAUGUUAACGGAGUUAAGGUGUCCAAGGCGACAGAUUUUUGCUUGUUAUCUUAAGCUUUUUUUGUUGUUAUUAUUGUUGUUGCUCCCGUUCCAUCUGGUAAUAAGCGCUUGUUCGAGUAAAAGAAGAGCUUUGCCAACCAUUGUUUGGUCAACAUUUUCCGUCUUUUUUUCUUCUAUAAACGAAAGCUUGUGUCACGAAAAUGCAUGUAUCUGUACAUGUUCGGAGGCUUAGCGGCUUUUCUUGGCCUAGGUUUUCUCUAUCGUGCUAUGGGGGAGGGGAGCACAACACUUCAUAAACUCGUUCCAAUGUGUGAUGUUCUAAAGCAUGUGAUUAUUUACACAAAUUUCCGACAAGGAUGAAAGCCCUGAGUCAACGAUCGUAAAUAGUUCUAUAAUUCAGGGUUAUGGGUGUAAUGGUUUUAAGGCCGAUUUAGACAGCACGAUUUAGUUGUAUGCGGCGCCUCUAAAACUUGAGUCGUGGAUUGUAAUCAACCUACGACUCCACUGCGAUGCUCGACUAUGAAAGUCUUAGUGCAUAAUUUAACAUGUAGACAGGUCGCAUACGACUAAAUCGUUCCGUCUAAAUCGGCUUUUACAUAUAUUGUAUUUAAAUUUUCAAUGAUGAGCCAUCUAGCCUUGUUCACACUAGUAAACACUGGUAAAGCAUAUCUAGAAAACAUUUAAACGUACUUGAGAUGGCAGGGAAUCAAAUUGAUCAAUAUUAUUGGGGUUGGGAUCUGAAAGUAAAUUCGUUGUAGAUAAAUAAGUAUUUUAAUACUGACUGAAAUAAGACGCCAUAUGGAGUUUAUAGAAAAAUAUUUUAGUCACAUUAUAAAUUUAUCUCUAAAUAUGAUAGAAUUGCAAAUAGAACGUCCACGUAUUGUUAUAGAUCCUGAGAUAUAUUUCCAUUAUUUAAUUACCUUUGGUCCCUCCAUUGGCUGUAAAUUGAAAUCAAAUACCGGUGGAACACUAAUUGUUAGUCAAUACGUAACCAAGAAGGGUUAUCCAAAAUUACCAAAGAGAAAUAAAACAUUGUUUCAAUAUA
Molecule: messenger RNA, 4100 nt
Organism: Nematostella vectensis (starlet sea anemone)
Lineage: Eukaryota; Metazoa; Cnidaria; Anthozoa; Actiniaria; Edwardsiidae
Product: small G protein signaling modulator 3 homolog
Exons: 31
Coding region: 170-2701 (843 amino acids)
Molecular function (GO): protein binding
Source: RefSeq, a predicted model, not a curated record